Sphaeramia orbicularis (orbiculate cardinalfish) is the source of this 8284-nucleotide messenger RNA. RefSeq names its product zinc finger, FYVE domain containing 16 (gene zfyve16). Gene Ontology annotation, cellular component: early endosome membrane. Gene Ontology annotation, biological process: endosomal transport. Gene Ontology annotation, molecular function: metal ion binding. NCBI's taxonomy places the organism in Eukaryota, Metazoa, Chordata, Actinopteri, Kurtiformes, Apogonidae. The transcript is spliced from 18 exons. The record is from RefSeq and is a predicted model, not a curated record. The coding region runs from base 264 to 4607 and encodes 1447 amino acids.
CUGUGACCUCCCGACAGUCUGUUCAAGAUGGCCGCUUGAGUGGAGAAUUCACACAUCUCCAAAUAAAACUAAUCUAACAGCUAACUAGCUUCUCAAACUACUUCAGCUGCCUUUUCAAAGAAUGAGAACACGAUACCGGCGAGAACUGUUAUGGUUCUGACAAAGAAGAUGAGCAUAAUUACUGAGGACGACGUCGGAGUUAUGGAAUAAAACAGUAGCUACUGAAAUAGAAGGGGAUUAAAGGCCCUUUACUACAGUCCAGCAUGGACAGCUUCUUCAAGGCAGCUGUAUGUGAUCUGGACAAACUCCUUGAUGACUUUGAGCUCAGCACUGAGGAGUUGGAAUGUAAAUCAGUUUUCCUGAAGCCUGCAACAUACCCAUUCUCCUCACUGGGCUCUCCAUGUUUAUCCUCAGAGGCAUCCACGGUCCCACCAAGCCUUCCUGACCUUAAUUCUCUUCAUUAUGGCUCUGCCACAAGUUGCCCUGACCGCUCCCUUAGUCACCGCAGCACUGAUGAUAGAGAGGUCAAAGGUCAGCCUCUCACUGGUGUGGACCUUCUCUCCUCGGUGGAUCGGAGGCCAGCUAAAAGUUCUGCCCCUCCUUGCCCAGAUCGAGCUUUAAAGCCAGUGUGUGACCUCGUGAAUGACACAAGCUCUGCCAUCCUGGUCAGGGCCAACAGCCAUGAUGCUUUUAGUGAGCUGGAUGUGGUGGAGAAGCAGAUGCAGGAGGAAGAGGAGGCACUGCUUGUGGACUUUGAUAGUCCUGUGGUCACAGUAGAGGAGCGAGUAGUGGUGAGCCAAGGGGCUGGAGGGGCUUGUGCUGAGGAUGAGCACACUUCUGCUGGGAAAGUUGAACUGCUGGGUCUAGACGAGCAGAAUGGAGGAUAUUCUGCCUCGCUGAGUCUGCUAGAUAUUAUUAUUCCUGCAGCAGUGGACAGGAGCUCUGAGGCCACCGAUGAUUCACUCUCACAAAAGCCCACUGAGUCAGCUGACCAAGAAAAGAGGGACUGUGUGGAGGGGGCUUGUAUCAACCAUGUAGUAGAAAAUUCUUUAGAUCACUGUGAACAGGAUAGCGUCGACCCUGUUGAGAGCCUUAAGGAGGCAACAACCUCCUCCAAAAAUAACAAGGACGAGACACAAGAAAACUUGGAUGAAAGUGCAUCAGAGUCUCCUGCAGAUCCGAAGUCAGGGGCUUCAGACAGCGAACCGGUGGGUUUGUCUUGCCUGCCCUUAGCUGUAUCCAUGUGUGGAGCACUGGUGAAUCCAAAGGCAGCAGAAAAGGAGUUGGGGCAAAUGAUGGAGCACUGUGAGAAUGAUGAUGAUGACGACGACAAUGAUGAUGAUGCAGAUAUAUGUGAGAGCACAGAGGCAGACUCCCUGUCAGCCAUGGAAGCCAUGGAGGAAAGGUCCUGCUUAAGGGAAGCUGUUGAGUCAGCGGCCUCUGUGUCCCAGCAGAUAGAAGAGAACCGGGUCUCCCCAGAGGGGCAGCAUUUGUCUCUUGGUUCUCAUGUUGCCCCUUCUUUGGACUUGGCGUCCCCUGACCGGUCAGAACCAAGCCCAGUUGAUCCUCCUGAGUUUGGUUUUGAGUAUCUACCAGAAAGUGACCAGGCUGAGAUGCUGGUUACAGAUGAAGAAUUAGAUGCAUUCCUACAGGCCCACACUGAAGCAGAGCAGGGUAAAGGUGGUUCUUGUUGCAGCAGAUCUGGAGAUUUUUCUCAACCCGAGUGUCUUGCAGAGUCAAAUAUGGAUCUGGAAGACAGGCUUGUGGAGGAAGAGCUGAUGAGCUGUGGCCAAGCACGACAGGAGGAACUAGAAGGCUUGGCUUCUCCAGAAAGCGACAGAACAGUUGGUGUUUCUGUGGAGGGAAGCUUUAACCCUGGUGCUUCAUCAUUGUCAGACCACUCCAGCAGUCCUCCCCAAACAGAGUUACAACUCUCUUCUGGGGUUGACACUUUGCUGACCAGCAACACGUUACAGCCUCAGCACAGCAGUAGUCCUGAUCAGCAGUCCUCCUAUGGAGGUGCAAGGCCUAAAAUGCUUCACUGCCAAACUUCUAGAUCACCACCAGCAGGGGAAGAAGAAGAAGAGCAGGCUCAAACUCUCAGUGAUUCUUCAAAACAGCCAAGUAUGAUAGAGGAUGAAGAGAAUUCACCUAUAAGUCCCACUCCCACAGAGGGGCAUUCAAACAUCAGGGACUAUAGCCCUGCAUACACCACUCAGGAGCAUCAGGAUUACAGUUUGGGAUAUGAUGAACUCUCUGAGCCCCCGCCUUACCCAGGGGAGCCCCCUGGAGAGAGUGCCAGCCCGGUGGACUGGAAGAGAGAGGGAGCAGAGGAGCUGGGGACCAGGCAGCCUGCAUGGGUGCCCGACUCUGAAGCUCCCAACUGUAUGAACUGCUACCAGAGGUUCACGUUCACAAAGAGACGGCAUCACUGUCGGGCCUGUGGCAAGGUUUACUGUGCUGUGUGCUGCAACAGGAAGUGUAAGCUCAAGUAUCUGGAGAAGGAGGCCCGCGUAUGUGUUGUCUGCUUCGAUACCAUACACAGAGCCCAGGCGCUGGAGCGGAUGAUGAGUCCUACGGGGCCCAGCCCAAACCCCAAUGUCCCCUCUGAGUACUGCAGCACCAUCCCUCCUUUGCAGCAGGCCCGUGCUGCAGGCACUCUGAACUCUCCUCCACCUACCGUCAUGGUGCCUGUGUCCGUUCUCAAACACCCAAGCAACGACAGUUGUCCUCGUGAACAGAAGCGCGUGUGGUUUGCUGAUGGCAUCUUGCCUAACGGAGAGGUCGCAGACACAACAAAACUGUCAGUGACAAGCAGAAGGAGCCCCCAGGAGUCCAGCGGAUCCACACCAGACCAAACGCCAAGUCCAUCCGGGUCAGAUGCUGGCGUUGGCAGCUCAUCGGGUCCUGAGUCUUCUGCAGCUGCCGAGGUGGUUCGACCCCUGGUGUCUGGACCCUGGGAUUAUGCUCUGCUUUGUGGAAUCUAUUCUUCAGUGAAGAGGGUGCCCAGUCUCCUGCCAGAAAAUGAGAAUGAGCUCCCUCCACUACUCAUCACCACUGGAGAGGAAGAGGCAGGAGAUAUACUAGUGGAGGAAAGUCCUGCUCCAUGCCAGAUUCUACAUUUAUUAGAAGAAGGAGGGCCUCGUCCUCUGACAUUUGUUUUAAAUGCCAACCUGUUGGUUAAUGUCAAACUGGUUACAUAUGGCAGUCAUCAGUGUUGGUGUUUUGGCUCUAAUGGGCUCCAGGCUCUGGGGCAGAAGGAGGUGGUGUUUUUGCUUGAGUGUCUACCAGAAGAAAAAACACUGCCACAAGACCUCUUCACACUUUAUAUCAACAUUUACCAGGAUGCUCAGAAAGGGAAGUUUCUGGAGGAACUGGAUAAUGUGACGUUCACCAGCAGUUUCCUGGGCAGUAAGGAUCAUGCUGGGAUGCUUUUCUUUUCUCCCACCUUUCAGCCUCUAGAUGGCCUCUCUCUCCCCCCUCAGCCUUUCUUGUUUGGCCUGCUCAUCCAGAAACUAGAAGUGCCCUGGGCCAAAGUCUUUCCACUGCGGCUACUUCUGCGGCUGGGGGCUGAACACAGUGUGUAUCCAACUACUCUGACAAGUGUUCGUUUUCGGGAAUCAGUGUAUCGAGAGACUGGACACACAAUUAUGAAUUUACUGGCUGACCUGAGGAACUACCAGUACAGUCUGUCAGUUGUUGAAGGCCUGAGGAUCCACAUGGAAAUGGGUCACAGCUACAUCGACAUACCCAAAAGUAGCGUCAAUGAUAUGCUGAAGGUGGUAAAUGCAUCCAACGAGCAUGUGAUCAGUAUUGGCGCAAGUUUCAGCACUGAAGCCGACUCUCACCUAGUGUGUUUCCAGAAUGAGGAGGGAAACUAUCAGACCCAGGCCAAUAGCAUGCCUGGGAAAACCCGCACAGUGACUGGGGCCAGUUUUGUGGUGUUCAACGGAGCCCUCAAAGCCUCCUCAGGUUUUAUUGCCAAGUCCAGUAUCGUCGAAGAUGGGUUGAUGGUUCAAAUCCCUCCAGAGACCAUGGAAUCUCUGCGUGCUGCCCUCAGGGAGCAGACAGACUUUGACAUACCCUGUGGAAGGAAUGAUGGAGGAGAGCUCAGAGAGAACGUCACAGUCCGCUGGGUCAACUGGAGUGCACCUGUCAACACAGGCAGAACUAGUGCAGUUGACGGGAGACAACAGGAUGGAGUUCGCAGUGUGAGGAUGCAGCAGGACACGGAGUUUGAGUCAGAUGGACGCGCCAUUAGAUGCACUGAGGUGUUCUACCAUUUAAAGUCUCCUGACAGCAGCCUCGCAUCUGUGCUGCCAUCCUGCAGUGUGUUUCAGAAGGAGAUUGCUUUGGCCACAUGCAGCGCUCUGACUCCUCACCUCGCUGUUCUCACCUCCAGUGGCAUCAAUUCUCUGUCACUGCGUGUGUCAACACAGGCUGACAUGGUGGAGUACCAGGCUGGCUCUGGAGGCAGACUCCUCCCUCAGCGCUACAUGAAUGAGCUGGACAGCGCUUUGAUCCCCGUCAUCCAUGGAGGUAGCGCGAGUGUACCACAGACUGCCAUGGACAUGGAGUUUCUUUUCUACAUCAUACAUGCCAUCUAAUUCAUAUGCAAAGCAUGACACACCCUAAAUGAAAAGCCUCUAAUUUGAAAUGUGACUAGACACAGAGAGAAGAUGUUCUUUUCAGAAGGUGCUGAUGCAGCAGCACAGGUGGACAUGCAGCCAACUAUACAGAGGACUAAUGCAGAAUAUGAGAAUGUUCAAACUAUUUGCUGGACUUUGAAAGGAUGUAAAGUGAGGUUUUCUGUCAAGAAACUGAUGUGUGUUUGUGUGUCUUGUUGUCACCAAAGCUGCUUUUAAUACAAGAAGCCAAACACUAAACACGGACAACAUGACCAAAAACAACCCAACUACUCAACACGUUUGUUUCUGCUCUGCCUUCCAGGCUCCAGCUUGGAGCACCUCAGUGAAUGUUCCUGCAGCAAUCGUUUGGAUGUAUUUAGUGUCAUUUUAAUAUGGGAGAAUUGAAUGAAACAACGAUAAACCAGGAAAUCGAGGAUGUCACUGGCUGCAGUAAGCAGUGGUUAAAUGGUAUCAUGUGAUCAGGUGCUAUUGUAGAGCCAAUCCACAUAUGUAGCUGGCCUGGCCUGAAUAUGAAGAAAUUUGAUCAUCUUAUUUUCACUGAAGGUAAUUUGCUCUCAGUUCACUUUCUGCUUAAUGACGAUACUGUACAGGAAAACAUUGGGCCUCAUGCAAGAACAAUUUAUAUAUUUAACUUAAAGUCUUCAGUCAAAAUCCCUAAGCCUGUGUCUGACAGGUCUGACAGAGGUCUUUGUUCAACGGAUGCCACAUGAUCAUGGAGUGGUGGACAUUUGUUCUUUUGAAACUAUUUGACUAGAUUUGUUGGCAAAUAAAAAAUGUUCACAGGACAUAGGAGAGAAAAAAACUGAAAAUAUUAAUAGAGAUAAUACAGAUGAACAGAUCAAAGUGAUCUGAAUAUGUCACUAAUGGUCUAAAUGUGGUGAUGAAGACUUUGAUGAGCAUACAUUUUGCCAGCUCUGAGUUUAACUGCCCAAGUUGGAGCAGAUGUGUUUUCUUAGUUCUUGCAUGAUGUCCAGUGUGUAUGAAAAAGUUUCAGAGGUAAUCAGCCAUCUGCUUCAUCAUUAUUUUAUUCUAUUACAAUCUUCUUAUAAUAAGUAAAGGCCUGUAAUGUGGCUGGUGUUGAAUAACAAGUAAUAUUUCGUCCAGGGGUAAAACAAAGGUGUUUUCAAACCUGUGUUAUGUUUUGAUCUGGUCCUCAAUCAGAAACAGCAUUAAUAACCUUUGUGUAUUUCUAUUUUGGUUAGAUUUCUUUGAACAGUGAAAAAUACUUCAACAAACCAAAGCCCUUCAGGAAAAGCCAGAAUAAUGUUUCAUCCUCAUCGGUUUAAGGUGUCAGUGACAGAAACACAGGAAGAACUGUUUGUCUGUCUGUCUGUCUAAACUGGCCGUCUGUGAGAGGACAACAUCCUUCAUCUGGCUUUAGCUGUUGAAUUUCUUUGUAUAAAUCUCCUUCUGUCUAAACGAGGCCCCCACAUCACUAUAAUUACACAUGUAUCAAAACAAAUCAUAAGUGAAAAAACAAACCAGUCUGAUUGAACCAGACCAAAUAGUGCAGGUCUGAAACCUCCUGAGUCUCACUUUUUGUUGCCAUUGAAGUCAUUGUCAUCACCGUUGCUUCCUGCUAAUGUGCUUCUGCUCUAUUUCAGUCAAUUUUUGCGUCAGUAUUUUACCAGCUUUAUUCCAAUACCUAUGAUUUUUUGGCAUUUGUUCAGGGCUACAGUCUCAGUUAAAUGACGACGUGGUGCACAGCUGAUGGGGUCUUAACAUCAAUUUAUAUGAACCCUUCAGAGCAUCAUAAAACAUCAAGCCGUCUCCAUUCUAAGAAUCUACAAAGUAGAUGCAGAUGUCUUGAUAACCAUCAGUUUUGGGUUCAUCAUGCACUGAUGAAGUCUUCUCAGGACUGUCUAAUUACAGUGUUUAAGUGUUUGACCAUACGUUGAAAAGCAUCAGGCUGGUUUCAUGUUUAAGAUGUAUUUAAUGUAUCUCCACAGCAGCUUAAAGACAGUCAGGCACUUUAGACCCAUUAAACAGGAGGCUGCUCUGAGGCUUUUUAGGGUAUGGGGAUAAAUGUUAUGUAAUGGCAGGGUGCGUUUUUAAUCAGGUCGACAGGUGGACCGGAGCCCCUCUUUUUUCACCAGCUUCUCAUCUUUCCACAGUGUUUAAAGCUACGUCAGAACUGCCAGUUCCCUUAUACGAGUGCCGAGGCAAAGGGAAGGUCUUCUUAUCAUAGUGAGUAAAAGCCCACAUAGGUUCAAUAUUUGUAAAAUGCAGUCAUGGUUAGCAUGUAAUGUUGCAAUUAGCUUUGUGCAAUCCCCAUAAUCGGAGGUCAGGUAUCCGUUUUCUCCAGUUUUAGGGCAAAGUGCAGUGUUUCGGAUCUCGUCCCAGUUUCUCACUCUUCAGUCUGCUUUGUCCAAAUGUACAGAAAAUAUACUGUAUGCAUAGAGAUUGUAUUAAAUGAUUUGUGAUUUCUGUUUUGUUUUUAAAUAUUGAAGAGUUAUUUUUGGACUCAUUGAUAUAAAAGUUUUAACAAAUGGAAUAAGAUGAAAUAUUUUUGAUAGGAAGUAGGCUACAUUAAUUUUUGCAGUUUGCGUAGCAAGUUCCAUAAGCACUGAAAGGAAAAACACUAGCAUAUUAACUCCUGAAACAAACACGUCUAAUGCAUCGUUUUGUCACAACCAGUCCCAAAAUGCAAUGCAAUGAGUGCUUUAGUGUGAGAUGAAUGUGUAGAUAAAAAUGUUGACAGAAUAAAAGCAGCCUGCACUGACAUUUCACAGCUCAUUAUUUAUCAAAUGGCAGCCUGUGCACCGUUAAUCUGAAAAUGUUUAAAUGCAUAGACGCUGGAUUUUCAAUGCUACAAAAUAAAACUGUAACAGCAGAUAGUGAAAUUAAAUUAAACAACUGAGGCCGUUAGUGGCUAAAUAUGGAGCUCCAAAGUGCCGGAUAAUAAAUACAUAAGUAAGACUUCAUCAACUGGUCUGGAAUGCAUUUAAAUGAACUAAAACAUGAUAUAUUUUAGGAGUAAUUCUUUUUAAACGGUAUCAGUCACGGCUAAUUCUUUUAAAACGAGGUCAGUUUACAAGAAAAAUAUCACAAAGCUUUAACAGUAAAUGAGAAUUGAUAAGUUAGUCAGCUGGAUACUUCACAAUUAUUAUUAACCUUUUGUGACUGGACUUAUAUGUUUUCUUGUUUGUUUUUUUUUAAUCAGUACAAUAUCAAACACUUUGGGGCUUCAUAUGUGGCCUUUUUAAUUGUAAUCCGUCGCCUCCACCUUUAUAGAACUUCAAGUCUAAAUUUCUUGAAAUCCCAUUCAACAAAAGUAGGUUUCUUAAAAAUCCAACUGUCGUAAUUUUCCUGAUUUAAUGUGUAUUUUAACUAUUGUAAUUAUAUACUCUCUUCACUUAGGCCUGUACCAGGGUGUAAUUAUUCCCUGGUUCAUUUUAUCGGCUCAUAAUACAGUCGAAAUAGAACUAGAAUGUACUGAACACUGGGAGUAAAGACCUAUUUCUGAGUUCCAUCUUUCUGCUUAGCACAAAAAAAAAAUGGGGACAGUCAACAUGUUUCACCUGUUGUGCAAAUAACCUUAGCACUGCAGGCGGUAGUUUCUGGGGAACUAUUUGAUUUCGACAAAGUACAUCCCAUAUCGUUUUCACCGUUUGAACUUUGGAUCCUGGAAGCAU